This is a messenger RNA of Acaulospora colombiana, 278 nucleotides long. NCBI's taxonomy places the organism in Eukaryota, Fungi, Glomeromycota, Glomeromycetes, Diversisporales, Acaulosporaceae. The record is from the annotation of a GenBank genome assembly.
AUGGAAUAUAGAAAGGAUGAACAAAUGGUAAUCCAAGAAUCAGAUAAUGAAGAAGAAUUACCUUUUUAUAUAGAACAAGGAAGUUCAAGUAAAUCAUUUAGAACAUUCAAUAUAGGAACAACAAGUUUUGGAAAACAAUUUGGUUUAAUACCUGAUAAAUUUAAUAUAAAUAUACCUCCAUUUGGACAAUCAAAACCAUUGACAGGAUUUGAAGAAACAGGAUUUGAAGAAUCUGAAAUAUUUGAAGAACCUUGGAUAAAUAAACCUUUAGAAAUAAA